UUUUUCUUAGGUGGUUUCUAAAAUCACUUUCACUAUGGGUGCGAUCUGGGAUAUUAUUGAGCGGGCAGCCUGUCUGGCUGUCGCUGCUCUCGCGCUCUUGGAGGGCCGUGCCGGAGCGACAUUCAACGGCACACCGUCUGUCUUGACCGAGCAAGGACUUGUCAAGGGUUUUGUGGAGAAUGACGCCAAUGUUUUCCUGGGAAUUCCUUUUGCGCAGUCAACUGCUGGUGAGAACCGGUGGAAGGCUCCUCAACGUUUAGCAAAAUCCCCCAAGGCUGAGUUCGACGCGACAUCCUACGGCCCUACCUGCGCCCAGGCUAUGUCCGGCAAUGCCAUCGUUGCUCAGGGCGAGGACUGCUUGAAUCUGAAUAUCUGGACCCCCCAAAAUGGCUCUAACCUUCCCGUCUUUGUCUACGUCUAUGGUGGCGCGAUGGUUACCGGCGGCAACAGCAAUGCUCAGUGGCAGGGACACAAUUUCGCACGCAAGGAUGUGAUCUACGUGAAUGUUAACUACCGUGAGAGCAUUUAUGCCUCUCCCAACGCACCCGAGCUGGAGGGCCAAUCGCAGAAUUUUGGCAUCCUUGAUGUCGAGAUGGCUUUGCAGUGGGUCCAUGAUAACAUCAGAGGAUUUGGUGGUGAUAACACCCGCAUUGUUUUGGGCGGUCACUCCUCCGGCGGUGUUCAUGUUGAUCAUUACUUGUGGAAUCACCCUGAGACAUUCCUCGCGGGUGCCAUUGAAAUGUCUGCCAAUGCCGAGUCUGGCCCCGCAUACGCUCCUUCGGGCGUUGCCCUGACCCAGGUAGCUCAGGACAUUGAAGCCGCCGGUGUAACACUGAACUGUGACUCCAGCAACCCUACCCUGGAUUGCCUCCGUGAAGUGGAUGUCUACUCCAUUCAGACUUCUUAUUUCAACAAGACUUCCAACACCUGGUUCUCCCCGAUCGUGGAUGAGAUCACCCGUUUCUCUGACUAUAAGGCGCGCUUUGCCGCUGGCAAGUACCCGAAGUCGGUGCCUUUGAUUGUCGGCAACUCCGACCAGGAGGGCAAGAUCUUCAGCAUGGUCUAUUCCCGCGAGAACACUGACUUCUCUAAGUGGAUCAAGACCUUCGAUGCUGAUUUGGCUCAUGUUCCGGAAGAUGAUCUCCUUCACGCCUACAAUGCCUCAGACUAUGAAACGGUCUCCCUCAUGAGCGGCGCCUCCUACGGAGAUGCUCGGUUCUUCUGCCCCACUGACUACUUGAUUGACGUCCGCUCGAGUGAGCAGCCUACCUGGGUGUACCGGUGGUUUGGUAACUACGAUAAUGUCCUGCCCAUUCCGGGAAUGGGCCCAUCACACGGAAGCGAGGUACCUUUCUUCCACGGAGGCAAUGAGUGUUUCUCGAAGCUCUCGGGUGUUACAGAGGCUGAGCAGGCACUGGCCGAUUACAUGAAUGACUGGUUUGUCGCUUGGAUCAAGAACCCCAGCGCGGGACCUGGAUGGGACCGAGCCAAGCCCACCAAGGGACCCUUGGCUAAGCUCGGAGUCCCUGGAAACGAGCUAGCGAUUGAGGUCGGAAGUACGGGUGAUUACAACGGCCGGUGCCAGUCCGUGUACAAGCCCAACAUCCCCAAGUAUCCCGUUGUCCAGAACCCCGUCGGUCUGGCCAAAUCCUCCUAAACUUCUAACCCACGAUCGCUAGAGUUGGCGUCAAGAAUCCGUAAUAGACAUAUACCCAAUAGACAGCAGGUUUUAAUAUAAAAGCGAUGAAAAUUAAUGAAAACAAAUAUGAUCUCGGUAAUUUGCGGGUUCAGACUCCAUAAUAAUUUCCAAAACACGGCGCGUUGCAUGAUCCUCAGGCAGAAC
Aspergillus alliaceus is the source of this 1843-nucleotide messenger RNA. RefSeq names its product carboxylesterase. The transcript is spliced from 5 exons. Bases 35 to 1657 code for a protein of 540 amino acids. NCBI's taxonomy places the organism in Eukaryota, Fungi, Ascomycota, Eurotiomycetes, Eurotiales, Aspergillaceae. The record is from RefSeq and is a predicted model, not a curated record.